AUGCCACCUUCGGGCCCACACUCAAGGCAUGCUCGGCACCUUGAGGCAAUGCCCGUGGAGCACCCACCUCACAACAGUGAUGCUGCUGGUCAUGAUGAGGUGAACGAUGCUAUUUGUCGAUCGAGAGUGGAUUCUCACCGUCCCCUUCAUCAAAUACAACUUUUGGCUAUUCGAAAACUGUUUGAUGAAUCCGAAUCACACUUCAAAGACAGGCACAAAACUACUGAUGAAGCUGGAUCGAGUGACGCGAAGGCAGAUCGGUGUUGCCAGGAGAAGCAGAAGGUGCAUGGCCACUCGAAGAAGGCCUACUGGCCAAUUAUGCAGACAAAGAAGAGUGAAUAUCAACGAUCAUUAGCAAAAAUCGAGGAUGAGUCUGUAGAAUCGUCAAAUUCCGGUGGAGACACCAGAGUUGAUAGCGUGGAACCCCCUUGGACGAGAUUUAAAGAGCACCGUGAAGGAAAACAGGUAAAGCAUGUAAUGAUAGCCGAUGCCACAGAUUCGACUUGUGCUGAGUGGAAGUGGAAAAUGAAGGCCUCAGCUGCUUGGCAAGGAGGAGAAAAGCCGGUGCCCCAAGUGAGACGCCGGUGUCAAACCCCUACUGUAAGUAAGAUGACAGCUGAGGAGUCGGGUUUAUUUGCUGAUGCUCCACUAAGGAAGUCAGGCUAUCGAAGGGUUAUGGAUGCAGUAAAACAGUUUGAGGCAAACACUGAGGGCCAUUCAAAGUCAACAAAUUCAAAACCAGUUCCGAUUCUGCCGCCGAAAAAGAGGAUGGGUAUUUUGAGGGAGAAUGCAGUUGAUCGUCAUAUUCCACACGUUACAGAGAGCUGGACUGAGGAAAGCAAACUCGCUUCCCAACCUCUUUCGACACAUUCCUUGAAUUUAGCCGCGGAUCUUCACGCAAGACGAACCCAAGGAGAGGAGGACCAAGAGGAAGGGGCGAAUAGACAUGUAGAUUCGAAUUCCUCUCAGAGGAUGGCGAAGCCGCCCACAUUUGAUGACGAAAGAUUGACCCCACCACAGCAUUACCGACCAGUCGGUGGAAUCGACAUUUACACCACCCAAGGUCCAAAAUUGAUUCAGGAAAUGAAGGAUCGAUUUAGAAAGAAACACGGUGCCUCAUACAUGGAGCCGGAGCCCAUGCACCAACCGCAAUCAGCGUUGCAAACUGACCAAACUGUCCUCCCGAAGAUGGAAAAAAGCCUCGAUGACGUUCAGGGCCUCGUAUCCCUCCCCACCAAUUUAAGCAAUGAUCUCAGCCACAUUCUGCCAUGUGUCCUAAAGGCAAGACCGAAGCGAGCAGGAAGAUUGCCCUCGCGUUACGCUAGUAGAGCACUCCCAAAAGAUAAUCAAUCUUACGACAGGGAAUCCAAAAACUCAACCGACUUAUGA
Echinococcus granulosus is the source of this 1389-nucleotide messenger RNA. RefSeq lists its product as hypothetical. Bases 1 to 1389 code for a protein of 462 amino acids. NCBI's taxonomy places the organism in Eukaryota, Metazoa, Platyhelminthes, Cestoda, Cyclophyllidea, Taeniidae. The record is from RefSeq and is a predicted model, not a curated record. The transcript is spliced from 13 exons.